This is a messenger RNA of Dermacentor albipictus, 9124 nucleotides long. RefSeq lists its product as uncharacterized. NCBI's taxonomy places the organism in Eukaryota, Metazoa, Arthropoda, Arachnida, Ixodida, Ixodidae. Gene Ontology annotation, molecular function: catalytic activity. The record is from RefSeq and is a predicted model, not a curated record. Gene Ontology annotation, biological process: fatty acid beta-oxidation. Gene Ontology annotation, cellular component: cytosol.
CCUGCCUGACUGUCGACUGCUACUAUCAACUGCUACUGUUUCGACCGUGUGUUUUACGUGCGCAUCACGGAUUUUAGCCUUUUAGCAACUAACGUACGUUAGUACUGAAGUUUGAACGUAACCAUUCGAUGGACAACCAGUCACCAUGAAGUUCGCUGGUCUGCUGUUUUCCCGGCUAGGCGUUAAAAAUGUGCCUGGUACCAGGCGUUUGGCAACGUUAUCGGAUGAACUUCGAUCAAGAUUUUCAGCUUUCAAGGGCGGCACCGUUCAGCUGACAAAGGAUGACCAUACGGGCAUCGCUGAAGUUUACUUCAGCAAUCCUACGAAGAGAAACUCGUUUUCAGGGCACAUGAUGCUACAGCUACACGACAUUGUCACUGAGCUGCGGUCUUGGAAGGAAGGCAAGGGUCUCGUGUUUUAUGGUGGCGAUGGCGUCUUCUGCUCCGGUGGUGACCUUGACAUGAUGAAGGCACUGAACACACCAGAGCUGGGCGCCCAGAUGGCAACGAUCAUGCAUUCAGCUCUAAUGGGUCUCCGGGAGCUGCCUCUCAUUAGCGUAGCCCUGAUCCAAGGCAGGGCCUUAGGCGGAGGAGCUGAGCUGACAACAGCCUGUGAUUUUCGCAUCAUUGUACCUGGAGCUGAAAUUCAGUUUGUACAGGUGCGGAUGGGCCUUGUUCCAGGCUGGGGCGGGACCACAAGGUUGGUGAGGCUUCUGGGUGCUCACGAGGCACUCAAGCUGCUGUCGUCGGGCCGAAAAGUUGGCGCCGAGGAGGCUCUGGAACUCGGGCUCGUGGAUUACAUCCUUCAGAACUACGAGAGUCCUCUAGCUGAAGCCAGAAAGUGGCUUGGCCAGUACAUUGCUUGUGACACCCACGUCAUAAGGACUCUGAAGGAAACUAUUGUGAAAGCAAGAGAGCUCUCCACAGUCGAUAGCCUCCGAGAAGAGCUGAGACUCUUCUCCACCGUGUGGAGUGGGCCAGCCAACCGAGAAGCCCUGAAUAGGAAUAUAAAGCACCUCAGCCGCAGUAGCCAGCUGUGCACAUGUAUGUCGCAUGAAAAAUCGGACUGGCUGUCCACGCGUGCUGCUCGGGAGACUGUGCUACAGCAGGUGUGCCGGGGGAACCCGGGCAGCUGCAGCGGCGACGGCAUGCCGCUCGUCAGCGAAGAAUUCCGUGUCAAAUUAAACUCUCUCAAGUCCAGCGGUAGAAUCGAACUCGUCGAGGACGUCAACGGCAUCGCACGUCUAAGCAUCAAUGAUCCGGCGAAGAGGAACUGCCUCUCCGGAGAGAUGAUGUUGGAGCUGGCCAACGCCGUCAGAACAUUGGAGCACUGGCCCCAUAUCAAGGCAGUUUUGCUCUGCGGCGAAGGCCCGUUCUUUUGUUCAGGGGCUAACCUGAUGUCAAUGAAAGGCAUCCCCAGCCCCGACGAGGGACGCCAGAUGUCCGCUCUUAUGCAGGACACGUUGACAAGGUUCAGCAACCUCCCUAUGAUCAGCGCCGUCCUCAUCGAGGGCCGUGCAAUCGGCGGCGGAGCGGAACUAACCACGGCAGCAGACUUCCGAAUCAUGGCCCCCGACUCCGAAGUUCAGUUUGUUCAUGUGCGCAUGGGGAUCACUUCUGCGUGGGGUGGCAUGAGCCGACUGACACAGAUUGUUGGUCCCACACUGACGUUGGACCUGUUUUCCUCGGGGCGGCCACUGCGCCCCGACGAAGCAGUACGGACGGGCUUCGCAAGUCAUGUCCUGAGCGGCGAACGGGACGCCAAGGAAGAGGCGCUAGAGUGGCUCAGAGAGCAGACCAAAGGUCCAGUCGAGAUCAUGCAAGCAGUCAAGCUGGGCAUGGUGGCCGCCCGAAGCCUGCCCCUCCAGGAGGCAUUGCAGCGUGAAAAUGAUCUGUUUGCCUCCGUGUGGGGCCGGGACGCUCACAGCGAUGCCCUGAGGCAAAACGUCAAGCACUGAUCUUCGAUAUCGUUAGUGUUCCAAUAGUUUAACGUUGUUGCUUCGCUGUAAAGACUUUAUUGUUGUUCUGAUAGUUUAACGUUGUUGCUUUGUUGUAAGGAUUUACAAUGCUUCUGUGUAGGAUUGCACGAAGCCAGCCUUAAGUGUGCAGUUGCACUGGCGACUGACGAAGGUCACACAGUCGACAGUGACUAUAAAUUAAGGGGAGACUGAUGGGAACUGAUCUUCACGCCAGCAAGCACAUCCUGCCUGUUGUCACAUUGGAAUGCCUCGCAGUUAUUGUUGUUCACGCGUGAUCGCACCGUUAUCGCUGUCAAACUACUGUCAGCACGUUCCCGUGCUACACCUAUGCCACUGAUUGGUUCAGCAGCCUUGUGACUCCAGUCGCUGAGCUGAAAAAUCAAGUGGCAAGCGUCUGACCUGUAGCAAUCACUUUUUAAUCAAAGCGGCUAUUUGUGACCAACUUGUUUGCAGGACCUCUGCGACUCACCAAAGUGAUUGAGUUGCAACCCAAAACACCCCAUUUUUUUGCUUUGCUUCACCUAAAUAGUUUGCUGCCGUGUGCUUGCAUUUGCGCUUACGCACUUUAUAAUUUGUACUUUUGUGCAUUUUAUUUCGAGUUAUGGGCAUCGAGAAAAGCUUAUUGCAUCUUGUUUCUUGCCACUCAAGGUGUUACCUCGAGAUGUUCACCUGCAUGGCUUUGCUGUAGGUGGGCGAUUAUGCUUAGUUUAGAAGUGGGCGUUCGCAAACCACGAUACUGCUGCACGUGCGUCCUUUUUUGUGAGCCACUUGAGAACUGAUAGAAUCUUGUCUAGCAAUCUAACAAUUCAUAACUGCAAAUUAGACUCUCAUCUAGCGAUCUAGCAAUUGAUAACUGCAAGUUUCUCACUUGCUUUAUUUUUCUGACAGUACACACCACUGAGAUAGCUAGCAGGUGCUCACAUGGCAUGUGUCGCUUUUGAUAUGGGCACAUUUCCUGGGGCCUUAUUCUCUAAUGAUCAACUUCAUUUUGCAUUCUUCUGGUUCUUCGUCAUUGUUUUAAAUUUGGAUUGGAGGCCAUUGCAUUUCCAUCUUGGCUGGAAUGGCACCCUCGACUUGACGCAUGAUAAAAGUGGAGAGUGAAAUAGAACAUUCUGAAAUACGGGCCUUAGUUGUGUCAAAUAUAUUUAAAGCAGAAGAAUAAGUUGUGUCAAGUUUAUUACAUUUUUAAAAAAGUUAUGCUAGUUCAUUCAUGUGUUCAGCAAUUAACCGUUUAUAAAUCUAUACAUAGAUUACAGAGCAUUCAAUUGCUAUUUUCGUCAUUUUAAUAUUAUUAGCUCACUUGUCGAAAUAGGUUGCCCAGAUGAACUUAAAUCUGCAAUUUAAAAAAUUUGGCUUUGAGGGCACAUUUCCUAAAAAAAAAUGUUAACCUCUAAAUUACCUCCUGAGGUGGCGAGUCACUGUUUGCAAUAUGAAAAAGUAAAAUUGUCCAUUUUAUAAAUUGGCGUUAAGUCUCAAGAUUGUGCUUUGCCUAGAAAAGCAGCUUUGAUGCACCAAAAUGACUCGCCAAUAGGCUCUUAGGUAAGUGUAAUAAGUAUAUAUAUCCCCUUUGAGGAUGAGGCUGGCAAGGAAUUGAAGUUAGCCAAAGUCACUUGAAUAAUUUUAUACCAGGCCAAUUUUUACUGGCUACUUGUCACCCAGAUAAGUAAUUGCACAGAAACCGUCAGUGAUGAUUGCCAAUGUAUGCGAAUAGCCGCUAUCAUUAUUAUAUAUUAUAUUGUUAUGCUGCAAUGUAUGCGAAUAGCCAAAAACCAAAAAGAAUGGUGCGCUUGAUGUAUGUUUGUUGCAUUGAGAAUGUUUAGGUAGUGUUUGUAGUUCCAUUGCCUAAUUUCGUAGGAAACAGGGCCGUUAAGUGGCACAUUUGUAUCAGUAGCAUAGGUAGACAGCAUGUGCAUUUCAAAGAGCUGUAGUAGUUAGCAUUUGAUAGUUAGCAAAGAGCUGUAAUAGUUAGCAUGCCCUGCAACUCGAUUGCUCAAGUACGCGCACCCUUCGUGUCGGCAUCUUCGUAUUGUGGGGUUCAAAGUCCGCUCACUCACCAUGAAAAUGGGCACAAGAGCCAAAGAGACCUGUUUGCCUUAAAUGUCACUAUAACAAAGUUGCUGAGGCUUUUCACAAAAGGUAGCGUUGUUAAGAUGAAUAAAAACUCGCGACUGCCUCACUAAGUUACCAAAACUGCUGUAGAGGCUCUGUUGUCUCUAGCAUUGUCAGUGCUUAAGACUGUGGAAAAUAAAAUAUAUUGUUUGGAUACUUAGUUUGCCAUUGCUCUGUAAUGGCAGCAGAGGAGCAGGGCAGCAAGCAUCUUUGAUCAUCUUGCCAUCUCCUGUAUUAUUUGUGUUGGCUGCAACCUGUGGAAAGUGUUAAGUUCUGCAAUAGAGCAUGAUGCUUUCACUUGCUGUUUGUCCUAAGCUUUAUGCAAAUGUAAUUCAUUGAGUUGUCAUGUCUGAAAUACUAGUGCAGAACGCUAAAUGAAGUUUUAUGAAUCGCCCCAUUUCUUUGCUGCUCAGUGCUUUGAUGCUGGUCUGAAGCGUUGAUGUUUGGCACCACAGGAAUGGCCUUUCUAAUUACUCUUGUCAGCACACAGUGCUUUUAAAAAAGCCUGCCCACAGCAAAUUUUUUUUCUCCUUUGUAACCACAGCUGUCGUGAUCGCUAAUGGUAAUGCCAUUUCAUCGCAAAGGAUUGAUUUAUGCACGCCGUUAUGCCCACUGGCUCUAGGGCCUUGAAGGGCCCCUCGCCAGGUCUGGUCAUCUUGAGCCGACAAUUGCACUGCAUACAAUGCGUGCUAACGAUUGCAUCUGUCAAGCGUUACAUCCAUACGUGCCACAGAAAGAGCUUAAAUUUCAAACUAAAUGCCGCUCGCCCUUCUCCUGGUGCCCGCCGGGCACCCAGCCGGAGAGUCGAUGCCAGUCACCUAAUAGUGACAUGUGACUUCGAGAAUUAUUCAAGGCAACAUCAAUUAUUUGCUUAAUCUGUAGCUACAAGAGACAAAGUUCAGAGCAAUAAUAAAACAAAUACAGACUGAAUGUCUGCAUGUUUUUGUUUUGCUUAGUUCCGUAGCAAGAGAGAUUAUUUCCAUUUCGUCUGCUCGUUCCCAUGUUGUUCUGUCGCAUGCUCAGAAAACUGCACUGUGUAAUUUUUUACCGUGUUCCAGCGCCGCGAUUGUGCUGUUUCGUCCUUUCAUGCCUGCCUCAGGGCUCAUGUUUGUGGCACUAACUUUUACCGCUAAUCAAGUGUUCUCAUGCAGAGCGCGCAAAAUCAUCCGCUGUGCGAAACGAGACAAAUGCAACAGCUCGCGCGCGAGACCAUCACCGGAAGUGUGCCACUCAGCAAAAAACGUGUGAGAGUGAAAAGAAAAUGAGGAAGCGGUGCCCGUGGCGUAUUCGCCAUGCAUUCCUCCAGGUCUGGUAUAGGAGAACACAGAAAAGGAAUUUUGCAUGCGGAAACUAGACGAGGCAAGUUUAUGUUAUGUUGGCGGUGACGCUCACCUCCUGAAAUUGUGGGUUCACGGCGCUUCAGAUAUUUCUGUCUCUGCGAUUAAUGAACUGAUUUGAAAAAUUCUUAUGGUAGAACACUCCUUAGAAGGCAGGUAACAACUUCCAGCAUAUAACCAAAAUUUGCUUCGUGACUUGGUGAGGGGCCCUUUAAAGCAUAUAGAUAUAUAUAUAUAUAUAUGCAGGAGCUGCAAGUAUGGUAGUUCAGCCAGCAUGGAAAUGAACAAGUUUUAUAGGUAGAUUUGCCUAAGCUUUGUCCUUCUGGUUUGCAACGAACUUUUCUGUCUGUGCAAAUUGAUCAUUUUCAACAACAUAUUUGCUCUAUAAAUGGUACAAUUAACAAAGGUAAUGCAUCGGUGCAGAAACAUUUUGCCUUCAUGUGUUUAAAAAAAUGCGAUUUCCUGUAAAUUUAGAAAGUCAAGGCGUAAUAAAUAACACUGCAGAAGUGCCUAAACAUUUCAGCUGAAGAUGAGACCUAUCUAUGUACCACCCACCAUUUCCAUGGUAGUUGAACAGUCUGGGCACCAGAGUUCAUGUUCCGAGCCAUGGUGAUCGAGAACACUAUUGUGAAGCGCCAACUAAAUCUAGCGUGCAUGUUGUUACAAGUUUACAGUCCUCUAAGAAAAUUUACACGAAAAUUGCACUUUGAAGAGCUCUUCAUAUUUUCAUGUGCUAUAAUUCUUUCUGUAGCAAUCGGGAGCAGGGUGUAGAGCUGUCAAUUAGAAUGCAGCAGUUAGAUUGCCUGAAUUUGGCACAUGGUUGUAGCAUUGUUGAUAUCUAUGGCUUUAUUUUCGUCUUGCUUUGUAUAUCUUAAUCCCUUUUGGAAAGAUAGAGGACACUGCCAUGCAGGAGCCGUCCAUUGUUCUGUGUAAUGCGCUCUUGAUCGUAGUGUAAACGGCACGUAUGUCCAAAAAUAAAUUUGAUGCUUGUUGGCAUCAUGGCAUGGCAAUUCUUAAUAAAUGUGCUGGCCAGAAAUAUUUUUGUGGUGGCUAUAAAUCAAGCCAUUCAAUGUACUUCCUUUUGAAGGCUCAUGUUCCUAAAUGUAUGGUGUGCACGAGGUUUGCAGAUAACUUAGGCAGUCAAGCAAGUGGAAAUCUAGUGCAAGAGCCAUUUUUCAACUAGGACUGACUUUGAACACACAGUGGAACUGCUGCGCUUGUUUUCAAAGCACACAAAGUACUGUACUUUAACGUAUAAUCCUAUCUUUCGGAGACUCGGCUGUGAUCAAAGCAUACUGCUUGCUGGGGGCUUUUUGGAGUGUGCUGCUGUUCUGCUGUUUGUCUAGACUCGCCGUGGUAACCCAAUGGCUCUGUUGUUCUGCACACCACACAGGAGGACACAUGUUUGAUGCCAAGUCACGGCAGUCGCGUUCUGACCGGGACCAGACGCAGGAACGCUUGCACACUUUUUAGGUACACCCAGCCGAUCAAAAUCGAUCCAGAAGCCUGUUACUGUUACUUUGAAUUGUUGAACCCUAUUGAUUGAGUCUAUCGGUGAUGGCAUGGGUGAACCCAUCUGGCACAUUUUUUUUGUGAUGCAAAUGACAGUUAGUGUUAGUUUUACACACACAUGUGCCAGUUUUCAUUGUUUGUGUGUUAUGUUUACAUAGGUUCAAUGGAGGGUUACUUUUGCAUACUUUCAAUUGAUGUUCACGAUUUCCUAUUCUUUUUUAGUCAUGUAUGGAAUGUGCGGUUCUAUUAGAUCUCUCCGAGUGUGAUAUUGUAAACAGUUUUCCAAAUAUUUGGUGGUCAUCUUCGAUUGUGCACGUUGCUGGAUGGAGCAUGUGGCACAUAAACUGACUGCAGACGUUUUUUAUGCGUGGGUUGAUAGCUGGUGUUAGCAUGUCUCGGUGAGAUAGAUUAUCUGUACAUAUACCGAAUGCGCGUGCAUCAGAAUUUAGUUGGCAUUCAUUUUGCACGGAAGUGUCAAGGCCAUUGCUUUGGCGUUCUUUAUACUAGCUACAUUAUAUCUAGCAUAUGUCAUAAAAUGGUACUGCAAAAGAGGCCAUGAAACCUCUGUCACAUUGGCUGUGUAAUUUAUUAUAUAGUGCAAUGGUGUACUUGCGAGAAAGGAAAUAGUAAACUUGUCUAACUGGAUCAUUUCCCCAUUUCUUUUUCUUUUUUAGGGGGAGUGGGGCAGUUAAAGCUUGCAACUAAACCAGCAAGAUACAAAUAGUUCUGUUUUCAGAUUUGAGCAAUAAUUUGUUUUUACCGUCCAGUCUGUUAUUUUCACCAGAGAAGCUUAUCAUAAGCCUUAAAUAGUUCCGUUCUUUUUUUGCGUUCACUAGCAAUAGAGAUUAUUUGCGAUAUGAUUAAGCUUACCACUUAUAAAGUGCAAAGAUGGAAGAAAGAAAUGUUGAGGUACUUUCUCAGCAUUGCAAUUAUGUAAACACAUAAAAAGCUUGCAUUAUAUUCCUUACAAUAAAAUUGCAGUCUCUGGAUUGGGCCUGAAUAUACUUACCUGGUUGUGCCGUGUGCCUUCUUGAGGCACCAUUUUUUCGUGUUGAUACAGCUUCAAUAAUGAGGCCAAUCUGCUUUUGCACAUAUAGCAUGACGUUCUAGUCGCGAAACAUGUGCUAAUUGCAUUUUCUGUGCACAGUAUUAAAGCUCCACUUGCAAUGUAUCUAAACAUUAGCACUGAUAGAAAACUUAAAAUGCUAAACUUUGCAUGACAAAACUGCAAAGAAAUGCAGUUUCUUGGAGCGCCAAGCAGGUUAUAUUACUUAAGCUCUCGGCGUUAGCUACAGAUUCUGUGGGAUGCAGUUAUUAAGUCUGCUUCCUUGGUGGUUGGAUAUUCUCUUGCCAUCCAUACUGUUAAUCUAUGCAGCUUAAAUUGAAAAUUUUUCAUUGUUAAUGUGAAUGGAAGUGCUUAGUAAACCUUGAUCCUGUUCUAUAAUCAAGGGAUAUGCUGUUGGUUUGAAUUGGAUAUGAAACGAUUGGUGUUUAUACUAAAGCUCUCCAUGUGAGAAUUUAGCUAGGUUCCAAUUGCUCAUUUCAUGAGACUGUGUUUUAUCUUUCUCUUCAUUUGCAGUACAUUUUUAUAGAUUUUUAAUCAUUUAUUGUUAUACUUGAUAUUUGGUCUGAGCACCACUGUGGAAAGAGGACAGUGCUGGAAAAAAGUGUAUAAUACAUACUCCUAAGUUGGCAGGAUCAUGCUCAGCUGUGAUGUUUAUUUGUGGGGCACAUUUGGAUGUAUGUGAUACGCGCUGUAUAAGUGCUUGUCACUUGUGGAUUAAAAGUAGUCGAACCUGCACAGCAGAUUAAGGGUGUGUAUAUAUAUAUACACAGAUGCACACACACACACACACAGAGUUUGUCAUUUCAUAUUUUUCUGCAAUGUAUGUUCUGAUGUCCUGCAACAGCCUCCAUGUGGAGAUAACUCUAUCUAUGAAAUAAAUAAAGACGAAAUUAUACAUGUGCGUGUGUGUGUGUGAGAGAGAGAGAAGUAAGCAAGCGCUGAAUUGCAUUUCAGCAUACCACGGCCGCCUUUCUUAUAGAGCAAUAGAUCUAUAUCAUAUUUACAUGCUAUAUGUUCAAACUUGCUAAAAUAAAGGAAUUGGGCCCAAGACCUUUGUCAAACACACCUUGCACAAGGAACUUGCGAAUUGUAAAAAAUAAAGGAUGUGUAAUGCGUGCUCAG